Platichthys flesus (European flounder) is the source of this 1105-nucleotide messenger RNA. RefSeq lists its product as uncharacterized. The transcript has 3 exons. The coding region runs from base 1 to 900 and encodes 299 amino acids. NCBI's taxonomy places the organism in Eukaryota, Metazoa, Chordata, Actinopteri, Pleuronectiformes, Pleuronectidae. The record is from RefSeq and is a predicted model, not a curated record.
AUGAUGGCGGUUAGGGCCUGCUCAGGGGCUUUGCUCCUUGUUCUGCUGACUGGUGACAGUUACAGCUACCCUGCAAAUAAAGGUUUUGACGCCGGCUCCACCUAUGGCAGCAGUAACGGUGCAAACCCUGUGUCUGCCGGCUCCAGCUGGGAAGGGCCUUCCUCUGGAUAUACAGAUUCUGGUGCGAGGGCUGCCGCUGCUAAAACUCGUCCUCAAACUGAUUCACGCAAAGUGCCUAAGUACUCUCAGCCCGGUGUUCAGAACAGACAUCAACUAGACAUCAACUGGUCUGGUGCACCUCCCAGUCCUUUUUCUUCUGAGGAAAGAAACAAGGCCCGCAGCUUUGCCUCCAGUAAACCUGAAGCAUUUGGCUCCAGGUACGUGGGGCCACCUGCUCCUCCCCAGUUCCGGGCAGGUGAAUUGUCUUACGAAGAGACCAUCUAUGAGAGUGGCGACCGCGAAUCUGAGACGGAGGAGCGAGGCAUCCCACCGCCACCUCCAGGUGUCGCUGUUGCGGAUGGACCUGUGCCUAAUAGUGAUCUCCCAUCGGUCACUGGGGAAGGAUGGGUUGUGUAUCCUUAUCCGAUAGACUACAUGUUACGGAUGGGCCGGUAUCCUCCAGGCACACUCUCUCACUUCACCAACAGCUUUGAGCAGGGGAGGGACUCCUGGCAGGACUCACACCAGAUAAGAUACUACUAUCCUGCUAACCCCCGUCCUCUGCAGGCUGAGACCAUCCCCACUGACUAUGGAGCACCUUUGAGCAAUAAGCGUCCAAGCCAACCUGUGAAGCAGUCUACUGGGAGUGCUGGCUAUGGUCAGACCAGUGCGGUGAAUGGACAAAACCUGCCCUAUAGAAGAGUUGGGUCCAGCAGGAUGACAGAGCCCAAGCAUGGUUAAGGUUGAAGAUCAAUUGCUCUGGUUGUUUUACUGAUAGAUUCUCGUCAAGGUUUCUGGUGCUAGCAAAUGUCAACAUGCCAGUUUUCUCCAUCUUUGUUCCUGCCUGUUCCAACUUCAAUAGCAAUGAGCUUUAAUGGUAAGAUUAUUAAAUUGUUGAUCUUGUGUUUACACCAUACGAAAAAUAAACCUCAAUAGUACAAAUGGC